This is a messenger RNA of Candidula unifasciata, 666 nucleotides long. The record is from the annotation of a GenBank genome assembly. NCBI's taxonomy places the organism in Eukaryota, Metazoa, Mollusca, Gastropoda, Stylommatophora, Geomitridae.
GUGUGUUCAGAACAAAGGAUGGAGGAAGAGGUUUUUCCUCUCAGUGUGAAUUAUUUAGACAGAAUCUUGUGUAUAAAGGAUAUAAAGCGCAGCCGGUUACAGCUGUUGGGAGCAGCCUGUAUGUUUCUGGCCUCCAAGUUGAAGGAGACGACACCAGUCAGUGGCGAACAGCUGGUCAUGUAUACCGACAGUUCAAUCACGCUGGAGGACCUUACGGAAAUGGAGUCGCUGAUACUGCAUCUGUUAAAGUGGGACCUCUCUGCAAUUGUACCCAACGACUUUUUGGACCAUAUUUUACAUCGGAUGCCUUUCAACACUUACGAGCGGCCCAUUAUUAAACGGCACGCUCAGACGAUAGCUGCACUAUGUGCUACAGACUGUAAAUUUAUGCAAACUCCUCCUUCUGUGAUUGCCUGCUCUGCAAUUGGCACCGCCCUAAAAAACUGGAAAGGCGUAAGCACAGAGCAUAUGUGCAAUCUGCAUGUGACCACAGGCAUCGACGUGGACCUAAUCAGAGCUUGUAUGGAGCAGGUAGAACAGACCGUUCGUAACUGUGUGGCUGUCCUGGCUGAGCCUAAUCUCCAUACACCCACCAAAGACCCACAGAAGCAGGAACAACCGACCACCCCUACGGAUGUCCGGGAGAUCAACAUCAUGGCCAUGUAG